Messenger RNA from Coccidioides immitis RS, 1403 nucleotides. RefSeq lists its product as uncharacterized. The record is from RefSeq and is a predicted model, not a curated record. Bases 1 to 1149 code for a protein of 382 amino acids. NCBI's taxonomy places the organism in Eukaryota, Fungi, Ascomycota, Eurotiomycetes, Onygenales, Onygenaceae. The transcript is spliced from 3 exons.
AUGUUGGAGGUUCGAGUACCGGGUACGGAUUCGACAAAAAUACCUCACGGCCGUGAUAUGAUCUGCGCAUCAACUUCGGACUCUCCUAUGAUCAGGCUCACCGUCAGUGCGGAUGGGACAAGGUCAAGAUAUCCACACAUUAGCGGUUGGCGCAGGGGCGCACAUGCAUUGUUAAGGGAUCGGCUGCGCCGCUCGUGGUGCCUCUAUGUAACCAACAUGUUAGUUGGCAUUUCCAUCACAAGCCUAAACAUUAACACAAGCAAACAGUCCGAACCGAGUGCCCAAGACAAAGUCAGAGAUGACUCAAGUUCAACCUGCUCCGCGAACGAGGAGAAUCAAGCAACAAUAGUCCGUGGCAAGGAACACGAAUCAAUGAGCAUGAUCGCAAAGCCUUCCCGUUACCCACAGUUCCCCCCACUCAUGAAUGCAUACGGUCAUUGGAAUCUGAUGUCGAUGAAGACUUUCAGUCUCUGUGGCUCUAGCAAGGACGAGUGCUUGUUUGCGAUCGAGAUGCACACUGGCUACGGCUGCAAAGGUCCACUUGGGCCCAGACCAGGUUUGAACCUGCACAAUGGAACGAGCAGGAAGGACCCCAUCAUCGCUGCAGCCGGAGACGGAUCCCAAUGGGCCGCCCGAAUCUACUCAUUUAAUGUCAACAGUGUCAUCCUGCUACCACCGCUCCGGCCCGACGCGAAAACCUUGGCUACUGAGUUGAUGCAUGGAACGAUUACUGGUGACGGCCGAGUCACCUUUCAUUUCUCUAUCGAGGUUAGCUCUGGCAAGAAGAUGAGGCGUGAGAAAUUCGAGUGGAGGAGGAUGAAGGAGGGCGACGAUGACACCAAGAGAAGUGGGUUCAAGCUUGUGCGGCUCUUUUCCAAUACGCGAGAGGCGUCCUCGAGUAAUGAUAACAGCAACAUCGGCGAAGAACAUCCCCCAUCUGAGACCUUUGCUGUGCUUGAGUGGAUAAAAGGCUGGUCAGGCUUCAAACAGGCAUUCUCCCUCCAGUUGGGCAAUGGGCAGUCAGACGCCCUGGGAGAACGCUGGACGCUUAUGGUUGUGAUGACCGCGUUGAGGAUCUGGUACCUGCGUGUGUGCGGCAAGGCAAACAAAGCUGUUGUUGGCAUAGGCGAGAAAAUCCGAAGCAAAUAAUUCCCCUGGAUGAUAAUCUGAGCUGGAAAGCUGGCUUAUCUCCUGUUAUAAUGUUUAUUUCCGAACUUGUCUUGAUACUGAAGCACAUUCUUAAAUGUGACCACCGACCUUGAACUCUAUGAUGGCCCGGAGCAAGAGCUUCGUUCCCGUGCUUCCGGCUUUCGGAAUAUCUAUUUGUUCAGUCAGUCCGUCUACACCUCGUAACUAAGUCGUAGAUAUUGGCUGAGAUAGGUCGGAGCAUCCCUCUUUGUGUC